CGUCAUCGGACGAGGAAGGCUACCAUGCAUGGCAGACCAAGGCCACAUGCCGUACACGCGGGCGACAAUAGCCGAGGUGCAGAGAGUAGCGGACAUUGUGCCUCUGAGCCUGCCACACAGAACGACCGCCGAGUUACAGCUAGAAGGCUACGUCAUCCCCGCCGGUACGAUGAUCAUUGCUAACCUCACGGCCAUCCUGAACGACCCGAAACACUUCCCCGAACCGGAAAAGUUCCGCCCGGAGCGCCACCUGGACGAGCGUGGAGACUUUGUGCAGAACGAAGCGCUGAUCCCGUUCUCUAUUGGUCGUCGCGUCUGUCUGGGAGAGGCUCUCGCGAGAGCGGAGCUGUUCAUAUUCUUCACAAGCAUUCUGCAGAACUUCGACAUCAGACUACCAGAUGGCGUUACUGAUCCGUCUAUGCAUGGAAACUUCGGCUUCGUGUGGAUGGCAAAUCCGUAUCUGUUGCAUUGUGUCGCACGACAGUAAUCCACAAUGAUGUCAAAACCUCACGCCGUACGAGUGAUAACGUCUGGAACU
Messenger RNA from Priapulus caudatus, 538 nucleotides. Its product is annotated as cytochrome P450 2D3-like. The coding region runs from base 29 to 487 and encodes 152 amino acids. The transcript is spliced from 3 exons. Gene Ontology annotation, molecular function: heme binding; iron ion binding; oxidoreductase activity, acting on paired donors, with incorporation or reduction of molecular oxygen, reduced flavin or flavoprotein as one donor, and incorporation of one atom of oxygen. Gene Ontology annotation, biological process: xenobiotic metabolic process. The record is from RefSeq and is a predicted model, not a curated record. Lineage: Eukaryota; Metazoa; Priapulida; Priapulimorpha; Priapulimorphida; Priapulidae. Gene Ontology annotation, cellular component: intracellular membrane-bounded organelle; cytoplasm.